Messenger RNA from Colius striatus (speckled mousebird), 1442 nucleotides. Its product is annotated as ovocalyxin-32. The coding region runs from base 17 to 919 and encodes 300 amino acids. Gene Ontology annotation, molecular function: metalloendopeptidase inhibitor activity. Lineage: Eukaryota; Metazoa; Chordata; Aves; Coliiformes; Coliidae. The record is from RefSeq and is a predicted model, not a curated record. The transcript is spliced from 6 exons.
CGGGAGGCAGCGGGCCAUGCCCCCCGCUAUUAGUACCGGCGCUCGGCUCAGCGUGCCUCAGUGCCGAGCCGCCUCGGUCCGUCGCCGCACCAUGCAGGGGCUCCGCGCCGCGCCUCCCGCCUUGCUGCUGCUGCUGCUGCUGGUGGUGCCGGCCCGGCCCGGCGCGCUGGUGCUGGCGGCCGCGGGCGCCGAGCGGGAGCUGAGGCCCGGCAGCCGGGCGGCCGCGGCCGCGGCACGGCUGGCCCUGCACUACCUCAACGGGCAGGCGGCCGCUCCCGCCGCGCUGCUGGCGCUGGGGCAGGUCCGCAAGGCCACGCUCAAGAGCAUCCCUGACUCCGGGAACAAGUACUACCUGCACUUCACUACUGAGGACUACAAAAGUGGGGAGAGUGCAGGGAGCUGCCUGGCCACGGUGCUGUACCCAAAAGCCAAGUCUCCUCCUGCUGUCAAUAUCAAGUGCACACGUACCCAAGACCAGAAGCAAAUCCAAGAGGCGGACAACAGACUUUACCAAAAAAUCAGGCACCAAACCAAACCAAUAAUUGGAAGCAAUAUUCCAGACAGCUAUGGAAACAUCCAACCCGCCCUGGAGCCGGUCUGGGCUUUGGCUGUUGCUGGCAGCAGCUACAUCAUGUGGGAGAAGUCAACUGAGCACUUGGGCUACUUCAUGGCUCAAGUCAAGGCUGUGAAGCAGUGGCUAAGGAAAGAUGAUUUCGUUGAGUUUGACUACACUGUGCUGCUCCACGAAGUCCCGACACAGGAGAUCAUUUCGUGUCACAUGCGCCUCACUUGGCUUCCAGCUCACCCCCUGAAAGUGAAAUACUUCUGUGCUUCAGAGAGCCAGGGGCUGGAGGAGGCAUCUGGGCUGGAGUCUGGAUCGGCUGCGGAGGUGGCACACGGAAGAGAAGCCAAUUUUUAGGCGAGUCUGGCAGCAUUCCUACAUGUGUUACUGGAGAAAGUCCUGGGGCUGAUGGAGUGGGGUUGUUUACCAGUCACACAGUGAAUCUGAAUCCUUCACUAACCUGUUUUGUUCCAAAAUUCAUUCCUCUAAUGUCUUAAACUGCAGGACUCGUGUUCCAGAGCUCUACCUAAAGACUUUGCUACUACAUAUACAUGGAUGCACCCCUUGAUUUCACGUCCUAAGUCACUGUUACUCCCAGUAACACAGUUUGUAAACAAAGUUAAUAUAUUUGGAUACAAAUCUUGAUAAAAGGUCUGCAAAACCUGCCACCUGAUCCUGUGUGACCUGAUCUAGGUGGAACUGCUUUGGCAGGAGGGGUUGGGCUGGAUGAUCUCUAAAGGUCCUUUCCAACCCCUGCCAUCCUGUGAUGCUGUGAUUCAGCUGUCACUAAGGAAUAUUGUCUACUAUAUUUUUGUCCAAUUUUUUGGGAUAGAUACAUGCUGAUUUUUAUCUUAGCUCACCAAUAAACCAAAUUCCAUUA